AUGUGUCAAAAGAUACUGUUCACCCACAUCUGUGACCACGAAGAUCAAACCCUUCCCAUGCUCUGUCCUCUCGCUAUAGAGCAGCUCUCAAGCAUGUUCAUCAAAUCACUUACGCAUAAAACCUACCAAGAAGCCAACGAGUCCCUCAAAACUCACCUCGAGUCACUUUCCCACCCUAUCGAAACAACAUGGAUCCAUCUCUCCCACCUGUGUUCUACAUGUUUGGGGAAUGACCAGAGCCCUUCGGAUUGUGUCUAUCCCUGCCGGGCCAGAGAGGUUGAGCCAGACAGUGGCGAACAACUACAAUCCAUCCAACCCAACACUUCCUCGGCCUCGCAGCCAAAAAAGCACGCGGCAUCGCCGAGUACCCAUGACUACAGAAUGCUUUUACCAAGAAAGCGCGGCUUCCACCAACCACAAGCCAGUCCUUCCUCAGAAUUGCAGCUAGCCAAUCCCGAACCAUUGCCCAGUACCUACGACUCUAGUAUCACAGCCCGAAGAAGCUUCGACUCCCGCCUCGCCGUCAAUCCCUACCGGGCCAGAGAAGAGGACGAGCCAAAAACCCACAGCCAGCCACAAGCCAGCAGCAGCACGUCCACAAGUUUGCAGCCAAGCCAUCUCGUACCACUGCCUAGUACCUACAUCGGCAGCGCCAGCGCCCGAGCAAGCUCUGGCUCCCACCGCGCUACGACUGCCCUCCCAGUAUCCCAUUCCGUCCUCCGAGAAUACAGGGAAGAACUCAUCGGUGGAAGGCUAGAGAUCGUUGCGCACUACCACAACCCCCCUGCAGGGUGGAAUGCUCAACAUGGGUAUGACAGCGGCCCGUUGCCGCCUAGAUAG
This is a messenger RNA of Drepanopeziza brunnea f. sp. 'multigermtubi' MB_m1, 840 nucleotides long. Lineage: Eukaryota; Fungi; Ascomycota; Leotiomycetes; Helotiales; Drepanopezizaceae. The record is from RefSeq and is a predicted model, not a curated record.